Messenger RNA from Williopsis jadinii, 2115 nucleotides. Its product is annotated as Clavaminate synthase-like protein. The transcript has a single exon. Bases 55 to 1773 code for a protein of 572 amino acids. NCBI's taxonomy places the organism in Eukaryota, Fungi, Ascomycota, Saccharomycetes, Phaffomycetales, Wickerhamomycetaceae. Gene Ontology annotation, molecular function: protein binding; cis-regulatory region sequence-specific DNA binding. Gene Ontology annotation, cellular component: nucleus. The record is from RefSeq and is a predicted model, not a curated record.
CUUGAAUUUCGAGAAGCUGUGGUGGAGAAGUGUCGUUGAUUGAUACCGUGCAAGAUGACGAAUGACGAACCACAAGUGAAGAAGAGAAACAUCAGUCGUGGAAUCUCUAGAAAUACAACGACAAACAGACACCCUCUGAAUGUCAAACCGAGUGGAAAUUCUCUGAUCUUUUCAGAUAAGGCUUUGAAGGAGGAGCGUGAGUGCCAGCUCGGUGAUUUCAAGAGCUUUGACGAUGAGCUCAUCAUGGAGCUCCUGGGAUAUAUCAGGAAUCCAAGAGAUUUGAAGAAUUUGAGUCUCACAUCUAGAGUCUGGUACGCUUACAUAUAUGACGAAGAACUCUGGCGAAAACUGUACAUUAGCAGGGCGUUGAAAGAGGAGAAAGAGAUGGGCGACGACGCCCCUGUUCCACCUCUGGGGAUUAAGUACUGGAAUGGAUCCUGGAGACGUACUAUGCUUCACUUACCAGAAGCGAAAGAGGCAAAGAUUCAGCUUCCUGACAACCUCUUAUGUUCAGAUGUUCUGUUCAGGCCGUAUCAAUGUUCUCAGAUCGAUUAUGAUGACUUAUUCAAAGACAUCAUAGAGGAAGAGCAUGAAUCUUACCUCUUGAAGCGCACACUUAAUGAGAAAUUUGGAAUUCCAAGAUAUAGCGAGCAAUGGAUGACUCAGGAGAGGUUUAACGAGGAUUUCACAAAUAAGCCAUUCAUCUUAACCAAGGAGUCAGAGACUCGUUGGCCAAGCUGGUCUCUACCAGAGCUGAAAUCUCGUUUCCCAACUGUUAAAUUUCGCCAGGAGUCUGUUCAGUGGCCAUUGGAGUUCUACUCACAGUACUUUGUAUCAAAUUCAGAUGAAUCUCCUCUAUACUUAUUUGAUUGUCAAUCAUCUGCUAUGAAACAGCUUGUGACAGAGUACAAGGUUCCCGAUAUCUUUAAAGAUGAUAUAUUCACUGUUUUUAAUGAACAGAACUGUCGUCCAGAUUACAGAUGGAUUAUUGUCGGACCAACCCGUUCUGGAUCAACUUUUCACAAGGAUCCCAAUGCCACGUCUGCUUGGAAUGCUAAUCUAACCGGUAAGAAGUUGUGGGUGAUGCUCCCUCCAGGUGUCAAGCCACCAGGUGUUGGCACAGACGAUGAGGAGUCAGAAGUCACAUCCCCUGUUGGUGUUGCAGAGUGGGUUCUAUCUGGCUUCUACAACGAUAGUGUCAAGCUUGCUCUCGAUGGUAAAUGCCAAAUAGGAAUCACUUUCCCUGGUGAGUGUAUGUACGUUCCAAGUGGAUGGUGGCAUACUGUGAUCAACUUGGAAGAUUCAGUAGCCUUGACACAGAAUUUUGUACCAAGUGGUGCUCUAGGUGAAGCUCUGUGGUUCUUGAAGCGAAAGGAAGACCAGGUUAGUGGGUUCCAUGUGAAAGAUCUCAAGAAAUCCAUCGAGAAGUUUGUCGCAAAUAAUAAUGUUAAGGGUGAAAACAUGGAUGUUCUAAAGGAUUGGCUGAAAGAUGUUUCCAACAAGACACUUGACAACGAAGAUGUUGGCGAAUGCUCACACUUUGCUAAGUUGCCAAUAUACGAAUAUUUUGUUGAGUUGAUCAAGGCCAAAGCUGAGUACGCCAACCUAUUGGAGGAUGGCAUGAAGACCAUGGAAAAGUUAGAAAAGGAAGAGCGUGAAAGAUCUGAACCUAGAGUUGUUCCUUCAAAGAAGUGGGACCAACUCGUGGAGCAAGAACAUCAGAGUACAAGUGCGUUCUCCUUCAACUUUGAUGAAAGUGAGAACGACGAAUAAAAAACAUUGCUUUUAUAUAAAUGAGAUAAGGAGUGUAAUUAAGAGUUCUAACAUCAACAAGCAUAGUGUUUAUGGGCUUGAAUGACCGUUUACUGUGACCUUUUCGUUUUCCUCAAUCAAUUCAACGUCGUUGCUUUCUGGCACAUUUAGGAAUCUUAGGAUAUGAGGGAACACCAACUCUUCAAUGUGAUCACCCCAGAUGAGGUCCAAAUGUUCAUGAUUUGGUACAGCGACACACUCGGUUAACCCCUCUGGAAGAAGAUCAGUCAUCUUGUUGAUAUCCACUAAUGAAUCAAUCGUACCAUAAAUCAACUUGAUGGGCACUUUAAUAUUUGUUCUUGU